AUGGCGAAGACCUACGACUAUCUGUUCAAGCUGCUGCUCAUUGGGGACUCGGGCGUGGGCAAGACCUGCCUGCUCUUCCGCUUCAGCGAGGACGCCUUCAACACCACCUUCAUCUCCACCAUCGGAAUCGACUUUAAGAUCAGAACAAUAGAAUUAGAUGGAAAGAAAAUCAAGCUACAAAUAUGGGAUACAGCAGGCCAGGAGAGAUUCCGCACAAUCACAACAGCUUACUACAGAGGAGCCAUGGGAAUUAUGCUGGUGUAUGACAUCACAAAUGAAAAGUCUUUUGACAACAUAAAAAACUGGAUAAGAAACAUAGAGGAGCAUGCCUCUUCAGAUGUAGAAAGAAUGAUCCUGGGUAACAAAUGUGAUAUGAAUGAAAAAAGACAAGUCUCAAAAGAAAAAGGGGAGAAGUUAGCAAUUGAUUAUGGAAUCAAAUUUUUGGAGACAAGUGCAAAAUCCAGCAUAAAUGUGGAAGAGGCGUUUUUCACACUUGCACGGGACAUUAUGACAAAGCUGAACAGAAAAAUGAAUGACAACAGUUCAUCAGGGGCAGGUGGGCCAGUAAAAAUAACAGAAAAUCGAUCUAAGAAGAGCAGCUUCUUUCGAUGCACGCUACUUUGAUGAACUUCUAAUGAUAGACUGCAGCACACUUAGAACCUUUUCUGCUUCUUUGAAAGCACAGGGUCACAAAGCCUCAGAAAUAAUACCACCAAGCUGCUGCUGAGAGCUCCAUUGAACGUAGACUGCGAUACACAAAAUACCAAGUGGAUUUUGCUCACUAAGCCUAUUGACCUGUCAGGCUCUUCUUUCUCAGAUAUGGAAGCUAUGAAGUGGAGACACAAAUGCAAGAGUUAACUUGUUUUCCUUUUUUACUUUCUGUUUUAUUGCCUGUUGCAAAAGCUGCUAUGUUUCUUUUAACUUUGCACAUCCAUAUUGGCCUCUUACUGCCUGUUACAGCACAAUCUUACAUUUGUAUUUGCACAGUUUGACUUGUAAGUAAGAUUCUUAACAGAUUUGUGCAGGUUUUUCUUUCUCUUUUUAAACAAAAUUAUUUUCAAGCAGAAGAGCCAGGGGAAAAAUUAAGUCUCACUUCCAUUUAUUUUCUAUGCUGUAUACUUGUGGCCAUGACUGCAGUAUGGAUGUUGACACUCUAGUGAUGAGAAUUACUGUAACAAUUGGCAUUUAACAAUUUGUAUGGGUUUUGUCUCUUAGAUGCACAAAUCUGUUCAUGCAGAAGCUAUGGCUUCUAUUCUGAAUGUAGUAUGUUGCUUUUCUCUCUUUACCAGACUUAGCAAUGUUGUGUUCUGAAUUGCCAGUCACUGUCUGAUUCACAGAUGCACCUUUCAGUUAUUUGAAUAAACACAGUGUCUUUCCUCACUUAACUUCCCUUUGUUAGCUCGAACUGUCUGCACCUUUUUUUGUUUCUGAUGAGGAAGUACACUCUGGAGUUGAAAUCAUCAUCACAAAUUGGCCUCAUCACUAUCACUUAAGUGGCUUGUGGAAGCUGAAUGCAUGAGUUUUGAGUAACCUCUUUGUGGACUCGUUUGUUCAGAAAUGACUGCUUCUAAAGGUGACUUCCAUUUCUACUGGAAUUCGAAGGCUAGUUCAUUAAUGUCUGUAAGCAUCGACCCUUGACAACAGAGGUGUCCAAAAACUAGCGUCCUAUGCAGUUGCUAAAGUUUAUCAAGUUCUGGCACUAAGGAAACGGUCACAUUAGGGCUAUAAUGUACUAUUAGUUAUGCAGUUAAUGCUGAAUGUGUGCAGCCCUCUUUGGUCUGCUCAAGCAGUUAAGUUAUUUUUUCAUCAAAAACUGGUACAGUGACCUAGACUGUUAGAAGCAGAGUUGAAACGUAGUUGCCUUUUUUACUCAACUGAGCAUUGUAUAACCUAGUCUUUGUUCUACUACUUUUUUAUUGUCUUCUGGAAGAUUUCCUCAAUGAGCAAUUAAAACAGGUGCUUUAGUUCUGUUGAUGUGCCAAACUUGGACCAUUGUAAGCUUUAACUAAAAGUUUGUGUCCAGCAUGUUUGUUAUUAGGGGAUAGGUGCAUUCUGUCAUUGUCAAAGUUAAUGUCUGAUGUGCUUGCUUUUGCUUCACUACGUUGUCUAGAGUUGUAAACAGUGAGUUGGUUGUUACCACAGAUAACCGCUUCAUUUUGUGGUGUCAGGUACUGAAUUUGUCAUCUCUGGGUCUGUUGUAAAUAUCUUGAAAGUGAACAGGCCAAUAGUGUUAGAUUUAAAGACUUUUGAUUUUAAAAGGUUUAACAUUAGUAGCUGGUUCCAUAAAGUUUUAAGUGGUUAUCAACCUGUCCCCACACGUAGUUUAAUAGAAAUAGCUAUUGUAACUAGAUGGUUAAUCUCAUAAACUGCUGUUGCUGCACUAAAACAGAAAAAUCUUCAUGGCAAAAAGGUUUAGUGAAAAAGCAACCCUAACUGCUCUGUUGUCUACCCUUGAUGUUUUUCUUGGACAGGCUAAAGCAGUUAUGUUUUCUGUAUGGUUAAAAAAAGUGCUUCUAUACAGAAAGUGUUGUGACACCAAUUAUGAAUGUUGUUUAUUUUCAGUAAUUUACCUCUGACUUAUUUGGUGUCGUAAUACUUUGAUUUUUAUCUCAGGGGUUGUCUGCAAACCAAAACUGACAUGUUCUGUGUUUGGCACUGUUUACAGAAUGCUUUGUGUUGUUUUUCCUGUCUUUGCUGUGUGGUUAAAUGUUCAUUCAAUAUUAGUCUCCAUGAACUUCUCUUUGAAAGAGCCUGUAAGUAGUAGAGUCUAUGAAGUGCUUCUUGAAGCAGCAGCGAAUUGGGGUAUCUGCUCUGUAUGGGGGGGGAAGAAAAAAAACUUGCUAUUUUCUUACAUUUAGCUGUGCUAAACUGUACAUAAAUGUGAGGUAAGACCAUAGGAAAUCCACUUUAUGCAUGAUAAAAUAAUGCAGUAAAUAUUUCACUUUGCUUAAUGUUCAUGUAAAGUUCAUCUUUUUCUAUUUGUAGAAGAAUUUAAUGCAAUUUUGUUGUCCCCUGCUGAAACUGAAGAAUUCUAAUUUCAUGUGGUCUUAUGGAUAAGGUAAAAUGCUGAUUUCUCUCUCUUUCUUUGUUGUUUUGCCCCGACCCUUCUUCUCCAGCAGUAUUAAAUGGCUGAGUGGCUGCACUUUAUUGGUGUGCUAACUUUUGGUCAGUAUAGACCUCUUUCUGUGUACAGUCUGCCUUGUCAGACAUUGAAAAAUGUGCUGUAUCUUAGCGUGCAAAUCAGCUGUAUGUUUUACUGGGAAUUUUUUUAGCUAUGUUUUCCUUUAGACAAGCAGGUGGUGAUAAAUGGUAUGUUCUGCCUACGCAUCAGAUGCUGGGUACUACAGGCUUUUGUAAUAUCACUAUGAUUGUUUCGUGCAGUCUCUGUUGCUACUUUGCUCAAGACUAUAUAAUCUAAAUUUUGAAGGACUCUUAACUAUACCUCAGUCAACUAGUUAGUAUUCUAAUGUCCAUUAGAAUGAAAGUCAUAUAAUUAUUAUUCAUUAAGCAGCAAAUGUAUUUCUGUUUUGUUCCAGAAAUUGCCGUUAACCUUUCAGGAAAGGCAGACAUUUUUUGGUGGAUUUUGAUAAAACAAAAAUGCUGCUUAUGCUGUGGAGUUUUAUGAAAUCUUCCCUCAGCCCCAUGUCUGUGCACUAUAUCUUGACCAAUAUCUUUCUAAAUGGUUUAAAAAAAAAAAAAAGCCAAACAAAAACCAGACUGGUCUCAGUGCUUUGCAAUUUUAGCUUUCAGUCUGUGCUCAGCAAAACAUGCACAAGAAGUUUUUGUUGAGUGUAUACAGAAUAUUUGAUUUACUCACUGUCUGGAAGUUCUAUUAUUGCUAAAGCUUAAACCACUCAUGAAACUUAACGCAGCUCCCUUUUCUAUUUGGGGACAGUCUCAAAAAUGCUAAUUGACUUUUCAGACUUGUAGUUCUUUUUACAGAAAGUAUUUCCCAUUGCAAGUACCUUUCCCAUACUAGUCUGCUAAGUCAAGUGAAUUAAGUGGAUCAUUUUCACAAGUGAAUAAAGGAGUCUUAAAUAUACAUAUCACAUUAAAAUAUUGUGAAUGGAUAAUGAUUUGAAAGUACAUGAAUAAUUUGUAAAAUGCAUAAAUGUGUUAUUUGUGAAAAUGCAUCUGUUAUUUGGUUAUCUAUUAAUGUAACAGAAAUUUUGCAAUGUUAAACUUCUUACAGAUUGGUCUGUAGGUGAUAAUAGGUCUCUCUUCUCCUCCAUUCACUGAACUGCUUAUGCCAUUCUCAUUCUUAUAAAUAAAACUUGUAUUUCUUUCUUCCACAAAAGCAGGAUUUCCAUUGAUUUUUCUUGUUUCUGGUGAAUUUAAGUAUUUUAGUGCAUUCCUAUGGCCUUACGAACACUUUUGCAAAUAAAACUUCAAUUACAGUUAUUUUAAUGCUAUAUAGCUACUAAAUUCAGAAUAAAAAGUAUAGUCCUUGAGAAAAUGCUUAAUUUUGAAAUAGAAGUGUUCUACUGUGUGUGUUUAAGCACAUUUUAUCUCUGGUAUAAAGGUGUAAUGUGAAAAGCUCCUGCAGAUCAAAGUGAACUUGUCAUGUGGUUAACUUGUAAACCUAAUCAUUAAUUGUGUAUUGAUGUGUAUAGACAAAAAAACCCAAACCCAACCCCUAAAAAAAACUUCACACUCCAAUGGUUUUAUUAUUCCAUGUGAACUUUUUUACAACAAUGUGUGUCUCAAAUAAAAGUUACAUAAUGAAAAGUAUUUGGAGUAUUUUGUAUGAAAUAUUCCACAUAGUUUUUAUACAGUUGGCAUUUCCACUCUAUUUUUGAUACAUCUGUCGUGGAAAGGUGUCCAGCUGAGUUGCACCUGUAAAGCUUUGCUUAACUUCAGUGGCAAACCAGAAGGGUUUUUGUAUGGCUUUGCUUGUUCCUAAACUUGGCUGUUCUUUACAUUUCUCCUGAAAUAUCCUCUCUUCCUGUAGUGACUGCUUAAAUCUAAGUAUAUUAUUUCAAUGACCUUCAGCUUCAUAAGCAACCAUUUUUCCAGACAUUUAGUGUCAUGAAAUACCCUUCCAAGGUAACUUCUGAGCAAUGCCAGUAAAGAUAA
Messenger RNA from Gymnogyps californianus (California condor), 5076 nucleotides. RefSeq names its product RAB8B, member RAS oncogene family (gene RAB8B). Lineage: Eukaryota; Metazoa; Chordata; Aves; Accipitriformes; Cathartidae. Gene Ontology annotation, molecular function: GTPase activity; GTP binding. The record is from RefSeq and is a predicted model, not a curated record. Bases 1 to 624 code for a protein of 207 amino acids. Gene Ontology annotation, cellular component: endosome; trans-Golgi network transport vesicle; plasma membrane. Gene Ontology annotation, biological process: protein secretion; protein localization to plasma membrane; cellular response to insulin stimulus. The transcript has 8 exons.